AUUCAUCUUAAGCUUGUUACCCUUGAAGAAAAGCUCGCUGAUCAGGGCUAUUCUGAUGCUGAGAUUGCUCAGAAGCUUGAGGAGGCUAGGUUGAGCUUUGAAGCUGCUGCUGCUGCCUCUGAAGUGAGUGAUGCGCCUGGUGCUUCGAAGAUCUCUGAUACACAAACCCAUCAGGUUGCUGCAAGGAAAGAGAAGCAGAUGGAGGCGUUUCGAGCUGCACUUGGUUUGCCUGAUCAGCAGCAGGCUGAAGAGGGUAUCAUUGAUGAUGAGCCGAUGCGGGAGGCUUAUGAAGGUGGUAGGAUGAAGGAGAGACGGGAACAUUCCUUUUUGGACCGAGAUAGUUGGAGGAAGGUAGAUGAGGAUGUGGAGGAGAAAGAUGGUAAAGGUAAGGAGAGCAAGAAGCAGAAGGGUGAUGGUGAUGUUGAUGAAGUGAAGCGUCACAAGAAGAAAGAGAGUAAGAAGAGAAGACAUGAUGAUGAUUCAUCUGAGUCUGGCCGUGACCGUAGAAGGCGCUCUAAGAAGAAGGCUAAGGGGCGUAAACAAGAGAGUGAUAGUGAAAGUGACUCUAGCAGCUCGGGUUCUGAGUCUGACUCUGACUCUGACUCUGACAGUGGAGAGAAGAGAAGAAGUAAGCGUACAAAGAAACGCAGUAGAAGCAAGAGAAGUGUCUCUUCUGAAUCUGAAGAAGUUGACAGUGAUGACAGCAAGAAACUUAGGAAGUCGCACAAAAAGAGUCGACCCUCGAACCGAUCUGGUUCUAAAGAAGUGAGGGACAAGCAGGAUGAACAAAGAAGAGCUGGACGAAAGAGGCAUGAUUCUGAUGUUAGCGAGCCUGAGUCUGAGGAUGACAAACAACAACCGCGCAAGAAAGAAGAAGCUUACCGUGGAGGAAGGAAGCAGAAAAGGGAUGAGGAUGAGUCUAAUCUUGUGAAGGAGAGGUAUAGAGGUGACUCUGGUGGCAAGAAAGCUGCAAGAGACUCUGAUGACAGUGAGUCUGACUAUGGGAACAAGAAACAAUUGCGCAGUAAAGUAGAAGGUUACAGUGGAGGAACGAAGCAGAAAGGUGAUGAGGAAGAGGAUUUGACCAAGCAUGGCUAUGAGAGGCAUAGAAGUGAUUCUCGUAGCAAGAAAGUUGCAAGAGACUCUGAUGACAGCGAGGGUGAGUAUGAAAACACGAGGAAGCUAAAGGACGAAAGCUACCAAAGAGCAAUGAAGCACAUAAGAGAGGAUGAGGAUGAGGACAACCAUGGGAGAGACAGGUAUAGAAGUGAUGAUGCUGUUAAAGGGCAGGGAACAGUUAAGGAAGACGAUAAGAUGGAUAGGUAUAGAGGUCGAGCCAGCGAAGAAGAAAACGACAGGGAUAGAUACAGACAGAGACGUGAAAGGGAUGAUGAAGACUACAAGCGUGGCAGGGACAGAGGCGACAAGGAGGAGAGGUUUAGAGAUGAUGACGCUGGUGGAAGACGACGUGUGACUGGUAAGGAAGACGAAGGUGAUGAAAGAGUUAGCCGCAGGGAGCGUGAGUACUCGAACAAAGGUCGAAGCCAUUACGAUGGCCGAUCGAGCGGAAAGAGAUCAUCGAAAAUUCACGAGGCUAAUGAUGUUACUGAUGAUGACGUUAACCAGCUUUUCAUGAUAUGGAAGCCGGCUUGUCAAGGUUGUCGUGUUAACACCCGUGACAACCCAAACUGCUUCUGUGGGCUGGUUCCACCGGUUAACGGAAGCAGGAAGUCUGGUUUGUGGCAGAAAACGUCUGAGAUCAUUCAGUCUCUUGGUCCAGAUCUCUCCUUGGACCGUCGUGCUUCCGACUCUACACCGGCUGGUUUGACGAAUUUGGGCGCUACUUGCUAUGCCAACAGUAUUCUUCAGUGUCUGUACAUGAACACCGCUUUCCGAGAAGGGGUUUUCUCUGUUGAGGUUGAUGUCUUGAAACAGUAUCCAGUCUUGCAUCAGAUUGCUCGGCUUUUCGCGCAGCUGCAUGCUAGCAAAAGGUCUUUUGUUGAUUCUGAUGCGUUUGUGAAGACGCUGGAGCUGGAUAAUGGGGUUCAGCAGGAUACACAUGAGUUCUUGACACUGCUUCUGUCCUUGCUUGAGCGUUGCUUGCGCCAUUCUGGAGUUUGCAAAGCCAAAACAAUCGUGCAAGAUCUCUUCCGUGGCAGUGUCUCGCAUGUGACAACGUGCUCAAAAUGUGGGAGGGAUUCCGAAGCUUCUUCAAAGGUCGAGGAUUUUUAUGCUCUUGAGUUGAAUGUUAAGGGCCUCAAAACUUUGGAUGCUAGUUUGAAUGAUUACCUUAGCUUGGAGCAGCUCAAUGGGGAUAAUCAAUAUUUUUGUGGAAGCUGCGAUGCUAGAGUAGAUGCCACACGCUGCAUUAAGCUGCGGACACUACCUCCUGUUAUCACUUUUCAACUCAAACGAUGUGUUUUCCUACCUAAGACUACGGCGAAGAAGAAAAUAACUUCCUCGUUUUCCUUUCCUCAAGUGCUAGAUAUGGGAUCCAGACUGGCAGAGUCUUCCCAAAACGAGCUGACAUACGAUCUCUCUGCCGUGUUAAUCCACAAAGGAAGUGCUGUGAACAGUGGACAUUAUGUUGCUCACAUAAAAGAUGAAAAGACUGGCUUGUGGUGGAAAUUCGAUGAUGAACAAGUGACAGAACUGGGUAAACAUCCAUUCGAUGAAGGUUCUUCUUCAACUGCACAGUCCGAGAGUAAUGGUACAGCUAGUAAUGGGAAUACCACUGAUGUCAUUCAGUCAGACUCUUCAGACUGUAAGUCUGCUACUAAGUCAGAGGUUUUCUCAUCCAAUGAUGCUUAUAUGCUGAUGUAUAGUCUUAGAUGCGGUAAAAAGGAAAGUCAGGAAGGACAAAAAGAAAAUCCUAUUGACAUAACUAAAGAAGUUGAUAGUGUUCAACAGCGUGAAGGUGGUGAUCUUCCGUUACAUCUUUAUGAAUGGAUCAAUAACAUUAAUGCAGAAUUCCUUGAGGUUUGCAAGCAAUAUGAUUUAAGAAAGGAAAGAGAAUUGAAAGUUUUGACUGAAAGGAGGCAAGAAGUACGGACAAUACUUUCAGAAGCUGCCGUUCAGUCACUUGAAGAACAAUAUUAUUGGAUCUCCACAGAUUGGCUUCGUCUAUGGGCUGAUACCAUUUCGCCUCCCGCUUUGGACAACACCCCUUUACUGUGUUCCCAUGGGAAAGUGCUUGCCUCAAAAGUUAACUGCAUGAAGCGUAUAUCUGAACUUGCAUGGGCCAAGUUAGAAUCAAAGUUCAAUGGUGGACCAAAGUUAGGGAAAGGGGACUACUGCAGGGAAUGCCUUAUGGAUGGUGCUCGCAUGGUUGUCUCUUCUGACAGCUAUAGGGAUCGAAGAACAUUCAUGAAAAGCAUAGCAAGCGAUGUUCUUUCGGGAAAGUGUGAGGGCGGGAUGUAUUACGUCUCUAAAGCAUGGUUGCAGCAAUGGAUAAAAAGGAAAAACCUUGAUGCUCCAAGUGAAGCAGAUGCGGGUCCCACAGCUGCAAUUACAUGCAAUCACGGAGAGCUGAUGCCUGAGCAAGCGCCGGGGGCCAAAAGAAUUCUAGUUCCAGAGAAUCUUUGGUCAUUUCUUGUUGAAGAUAAUCUAAAAGUGGUACCAGAAGAUAAUUCGGGCUGUUCUUGUUUCCCUCUGGACUCCAGCCAAUGUUCUCAUUGCACAGAGGAACUUUCUGAGGUUGCAUGCCUCGAGGAUUCACUAAGAACAAUAAAGGCCAAGCACCGCCAAAAUCAUGAGAAGUUAGCCACGGGAAAGCCUAUUGCAUUAACGCCACAAAGCCGAUAUUUCAUGUUGCCUUCUCCGUGGCUAGUGCAGUGGAGAAGCUAUAUUAACAUGACUGGGAAAAAUAGUUCUUCAGCACCAGAGCCUGAACUUCUUGAUGGACUCAUUAGUACUCUCAAAUGCAAGAAGCACACAAGACUCCUUGAAAGGCUCCCUGAACUUGUGUGCAGACGUGGCUCAUUUUUUCAGAAAAAUCCAUCUACCGACAAGCUGACAAUCAUCCCUGAGCUUGAUUGGAAAUAUUUCUGUGAGGAGUGGGGAGGGAUCAUGGAGAAUGGAGUAUCUGCUCUUAUCGAGGUUGGUAACACUGCAGAUCGAAGUUCAACCCCAGUCGUCAUUGAUCUUGAGAAGGAUUCUUCUCCUGAUGAUAAUAUGGACAGUGAUACUCGACAGCUUAUCCUCAGGACAUCCCCAGAGAUUUGUGAGGAAUGCAUAGGGGAGAGAGAAAGCUGUGAGUUGAUGCAAAAGCUUACUUACUCGGAGGGAGAUGUAUUUGUCUGUCUCGUGCGUGGAAAGGAAGCUCCAAAAUCAAUGUUAGAGGCAUCUGAUUCGAGCCUUGAGGUGGAUCGGCGUACCUCAAAGAGAUCUCGGAGAACAAACUAUGGAAAGCUGACAAGUCUUAAAGUUUCUGCGACAACGACAGUGUAUCAGUUAAAGAUGAUGAUAUGGGAAUUACUUGGGGUGAUGAAAGAAAACCAGGAACUCCACAAAGGCACAAAAAUGAUCGAUCAGGAAUCUGCAACCCUCGCGGACAUGAACAUAUUCCCUGGCGACAAGCUUUGGGUGAGAGAUACGGAGAUUCAUGAACACCGCGAUAUUGCUGAUGAGAUAUGCGAUAAGAAAACGGGGCCUCAAGAUAUUGAAGAAGGGUUUCGUGGGACGCUUUUGACUGCAGAUAUCUCUUCUGAAGCCUGCUAGAAAAUGUAUUUUGAGAUCUCAGUGUAAAAACUAGAAUGCCUGAGAAAAGGGGUCAUCUAGAGAAGUAGCUGUGCAGGAGACGGGCGAUACAUUUUUGGGUCAGUUUUUGUGAAGGCAAAGCACUUUUUUUUUUGUUUUCUCAGGCUUAUUGUGUGGAUGGAAAUUUGAAGCUACUCAGGCUUUUGUGUGUGUGUGUGUGUGUUUUGCCUUUAGGUGUACCCUUUAUUUAUUAUGGGGCAUUGCGUUUUAAACUCUGUUCUUUUCCAAAACCAAUGUCUUUGAAACCGUUCGUGCUGCUCAUCUUGUGACUUUAUUCCCCAACCUCAAUAUAUAAUAUGAAUCAGCUCAUGAAUACGGAUUGUCACUACAAAAGUAGGAACUAUGUAUGCAAUACGCACUCG
This is a messenger RNA of Thlaspi arvense, 5120 nucleotides long. The record is from the annotation of a GenBank genome assembly. NCBI's taxonomy places the organism in Eukaryota, Viridiplantae, Streptophyta, Magnoliopsida, Brassicales, Brassicaceae.